AUGAUGUACUUGAAAUUAUUUGUGCCUCUUCACAAGUAUGCAUCUGAAGGCAAUUGGGAAGAAGCUAAGGUCAUAUUAGGUCAAAAUAGAACGCUUCUGAGUGCUGCCAUAGCAGAAGCAUGGUUAACAAUGCUUCAUGUAGCAGCAGGAGCAGGUCAUUUUCCCUUUGUGGAGGAGCUUGUGAACAUGGUGGAAGAGAACCAAAUAGACUUGGAUUUACAAGACUCAAUGGGAAACACUGCCUUCAGCUUGGCUAUUGUUGCAGGAAACUUGGAGAUUGUUCAGUUAAUGUUAGGAAAAAAUUGCUUCUUACCAAAAAUAAGAAGUCGAACAGGCUUCACUCCUAUUCUUUUUGCUGCAUUACAAGGAAGAGCUGAUUUGACAAAGUAUCUAUAUCCUUUCACUGUUGAUGAAAAUUUUGAAGAAGUAGAAUGGAAUAAGUUAUUCCUCACUUGCAUUGACUCUGGUAUUUAUGAUUUGGCAUUGCAAAUGUUGAAAGAAAAAGGAAAACUAGCAUUUGCAAGGGAUGAAGAUGGCAUGACAGGUUUACACAUCAUGGCUCAGACAGCAGAUUUGGGAACUUAUAGGCCAGAACAUCAAAUUCAACUCACAAGUUCAGCACCAGCUAAUCGACUUGAAUUGAUCUCUGGAGCAGCUUUCCAAAUGCAGUUUGAACUAUUAUGGUUUGAGGAGGUGAGGAAGAUAGUGUUGCCCUCAUAUACGAAGAAGAAAAACUCAGAGGACAAAACCCCUGGUGAGUUAUUCACUGAGGAGCAUGCUGCAUUACGUAAAGAUGCUGAAUCAUGGAUGAAAGGAACAGCUAAGUCAUGUAUGCUUGUUUCAACUCUUAUUGCUACCGGUGUGUUUACUGCGGCAUUUAGCACACCAGGUGGUAUUAAGGAUGAUACAGGAGUUCCAAAUUAUUUGGGAAAACGAUCAUUUACGAUAUUUGCAAUAUCAGAUGCCAUUGCAAUGAUCUCCUCUUCGGCUUCCAUACUAAUCUUCUUAUCCAUUCUCAUAUCACGUUAUGCAGAGUAUGACUUUCAUCAUUCUCUACCCUCAAAGCUAAUAUUCGGAUUGAUAAUUCUCCUUCUUCUCUACCGGGGAUCGAACUGGCGACCUGUAAGGCAGCUUCGAACAUCAAAGCUAAACCGCGAGGCCGACAAUCACCGGUUUCGGAUUGAUAAUUCUCUUCAUCUCCAUAACAAGCAUGAUGAUAGCAUUUAG
Neltuma alba is the source of this 1227-nucleotide messenger RNA. RefSeq lists its product as uncharacterized. Gene Ontology annotation, cellular component: membrane. The coding region runs from base 1 to 1227 and encodes 408 amino acids. Gene Ontology annotation, molecular function: protein binding. The transcript is spliced from 4 exons. Lineage: Eukaryota; Viridiplantae; Streptophyta; Magnoliopsida; Fabales; Fabaceae. The record is from RefSeq and is a predicted model, not a curated record.